UUCACGGCGACCGGAAGUGGAGGCGGUUGGUGGGGUUGGCGGAGCUCCGGACGCAGCGCGGGCGGCGGUUUGCUAGCUGCGGGUGGACGGAGAAGUGACCUGUGUCCGGGUGUCUCGCCCCUUCGCGGCGGGGCGAGGCUGGGCAGUGCGCGGCGGUAGUAGAACGAACGUCGUGCGGGCGGGGCACCCGCGGCUGGGCCCAUGGCCUCCUGCGCGAGCAUCGACAUCGAGGACGCCACGCAGCACCUGAGGGACAUCCUCAAGCUGGACCGGCCCGCUGCGGGUGAGCGGGGCCCCAGUCCUGAGAACCAGCGGCCAUCCAGCACCUACAAUGGGGAUCUCAAUGGGCUCCUGGUCCCAGAUCCUCUCUGCUCAGGUGAUGGUACUGCAGCAAGCAAGUCUGGUCUCCGUACCUUGCCACCCAUUAACCUGCAGGAGAAACAGGUCAUCUGCCUGUCAGGGGAUGACAGCUCUACCUGCAUUGGGAUUUUGGCCAAAGAGGUGGAGAUUGUGGCCAGCAGCGACUCAAGCAUUUCGAGCAAGGCACGGGGAAGCAACAAGGUGAAAAUACAGCCUGUCGCCAAAUAUGACUGGGAACAGAAGUACUACUACGGCAACCUGAUCGCUGUGUCGAACUCCUUUUUGGCCUAUGCCAUUCGGGCUGCCAACAAUGGCUCAGCGAUGGUGCGAGUGAUCAGCGUCAGCACUUCGGAGCGAACUCUGCUGAAAGGAUUCACAGGCAGCGUGGCUGACCUGGCCUUCGCACACCUCAACUCUCCACAGCUGGCCUGCCUAGAUGAGGCAGGCAACCUGUUUGUUUGGCGUUUGGCUUUGGUCAAUGGCAAGAUCCAAGAAGAGAUCUUGAUCCAUAUCCGGCAGCCAGAGGGCACGCCACUGAACCAUUUCCGCAGGAUCAUCUGGUGCCCCUUCAUCCCUGAGGAGAGUGAGGACUGCUGUGAGGAGAGCAGCCCAACCGUGGCCCUGCUGCAUGAAGACCGGGCUGAGGUGUGGGACCUGGACAUGCUCCGCUCCAGCUACAGCAUCUGGCCUGUGGAUGUUGGCCACAUCAAGCAGGGCUACAUUGUAGUGAAAGGCCACAGCACGCCAGCCACAGAGAUGUGCAAAUCCUCUGUGGGAGGGCUCGUUCCUACCUCUGGUGAGAUGGCAAAGCCAAACUCAAUGGGUUUUUCCCAGUGCCUCAGCGAAGGUGCCCUCUCCCCUGAUGGGACUGUCCUGGCUACUGCGAGCCAUGAUGGCUAUGUCAAGUUCUGGCAGAUCUACAUUGAGGGGCAGGAUGAGCCAAGGUGUUUGCAUGAGUGGAAGCCUCAUGAUGGGCGGCCUCUCUCCUGCCUGCUGUUCUGUGACAACCAUAAGAAGCAGGACCCUGAGGUCCCUUUUUGGAGGUUCCUCAUUACUGGCGCUGACCAGAAUCGGGAGCUGAAGAUGUGGUGCACAGUGUCCUGGACCUGCCUGCAGACUAUCCGCUUCUCCCCAGACAUCUUCAGCUCAGUGAGUGUUCCCCCAAGCCUCAAGGUUUGCUUGGACCUUUCAGCAGAAUACCUGAUUCUCAGCGAUGUGCAGCGGAAGGUCCUCUAUGUGAUGGAGCUGCUGCAGAACCAGGAGGAGGGCCGCGCCUGCUUCAGCUCCAUCUCCGAGUUCCUCCUCACCCAUCCCGUGCUGAGCUUUGGGAUCCAGGUUGUGAGCCGCUGCCGGUUGCGACACACCGAGGUGCUGCCUGCCGAGGAGGAGAAUGACAGUCUGGGGGCUGAUGGUGCCCACGGAACUGGUGCCAUGGAGUCCGCAGCCGGUGUACUCAUCAAGCUCUUCUGUGUGCAUACUAAGGCCCUACAAGAUGUGCAGAUCCGCUUCCAGCCACAGCUAAACCCUGAUGUGAUAGCCCCGCUCCCCACACACACUCCCCAUGAGGAGUUUGCAUUUGGAGAAUCUAGAUCUGAAUUAGGCUCUGAGGGCCUGGGGUCAGCCUCUCAUGGCUCCCAGCCUGACCUCCGACGCAUUGUGGAGCUGCCUGCACCUGCUGACUUCCUUAGUCUGAGCAGUGAGACCAAGCCCAAGCUGAUGACACCUGAUGCCUUCAUGACACCCACUGCCUCCCUGCAGCAGAUUGCUGCAUCCCCUGGCAGUAGCAAUAGCAGCAGCAGCAGUAGCAGCAGCAGCAGCAGCAGCUCUCUCACAGCUGUGUCUGCCAUGAGUGGCACCUCAGCUGUGGACGCCUCCUUGGCCAGGCCACCUGAGGAGCUGACCUUGAGCCCCAAGCUGCAACUGGAUGGCAGCCUGACAGUGAGUGGCAGCAACAGUCUGCAGGCAAGCCCACGCAGCCUCCUGCCUGGCCUUCUCCAAGGCCCAGCUGACAAACUGACUCCCAAAGGGCCUGGGCAGGUACCUACUGCUGCCUCUGCACUGUCCCUGGAGCUGCAGGAAGCAGAACCUCUGGGACUUCCCCAGGCUUCCCCCAGCCGCACCCGCUCCCCUGAUGUUAUCUCCUCGGCUUCCACUGCCUUGUCUCAGGACAUUCCUGAGAUUGCGUCCGAGGCCCUGUCCCGUGGCUUUGGCUCCUCUGCCCCUGAGGCCCUUGAGCCAGACAGUAUGGCCUCAGCUGCCUCAGCACUACACCUGCUCUCUCCACGGCCCCGUCCAGGGCCCGAGCUUGGCCCCCAGCUUGGCCUCGAUGGAGGCCCAGGGGAUGGGGAUCGGCACAAUACUCCUUCUCUGCUGGAGGCAGCCUUAAGCCAGGAAGUUGUGACUGCUGACAGUCAGGUUUGGCCUACAGCACCUGAUAUUACUCGUGAGACCUGUAGCACCCUGGCAGAGAGCCCCAGAAACGGCCUCCAGGAAAAGCACAAGAGCCUGGCCUUCCACCGACCACCUUACCACCUGCUACAGCAACAUGAUAGCCAGGACACCAGUGCUGAGCAAAGUGAUCAUGAUGAUGAGGUGGCCAGCCUGGCUUCUGCCUCAGGAGGCUUUGGCACCAAAGUUCCCCCUCCACGGCUCCCCGUCAAGGACUGGAAAACCAAGGGGUCCCCUCGGGCCUCACCUAAGCUCAAGCGGAAAAACAAGAAGGAUGAUGGGAAUUUAGCUGUGGGGUCCCGGCUUACAGAACACCAGGUGGCAGAGCCCCCUGAGGACUGGCCAGCACUGAUUUGGCAACAGCAGAGAGAGCUGGCAGAGCUGCGGCACAGCCAGGAAGAGCUGCUGCAGCGCCUGUGUGCCCAGCUCGAAGGCCUACAGAACACGGUCACGGGUCUUGUAGAACGAGCUCUGGAGACUCGACAUGAGCAGGAACAGCGGUGGCUAGAGCGGGCCCUGGCAGAGGGGCAGCAGCGUGGUGGGCAGCUGCAGGAGCAGUUGACCCAGCAGCUGUCCCAGGCACUAUCUACAGCUAUUGCUGGGCGGUUGGAGCGUGGCCUUCGGGAUGAAAUCAAGAAGACGGUUCCUCCAUGUGUCUCCAGGACUCUGGAGCCUGUGGCAGGCCAACUGAACAACUCAGUGGCUACCAAACUCACAGCUGUAGAGGGCAGCAUGAAAGAGAAUGUCUCUAAGCUGUUCAAGUCCAAGAACUUGACAGAUACCAUUGCCCGAGCAGCUGCAGACACAUUACAGGGCCCAAUGCAAGCUGCUUACCGUGAAGCCUUCCAGAGUGUGGUGCUGCCCGCCUUUGAGAAGAGCUGCCAGGCCAUGUUCCAGCAGAUCAAUGAUAGCUUCCGGCUGGGCACACAGGAAUACUUGCAGCAGCUGGAAAACCAUAUGAAGAGCCGGAAAGCACGGGAACAGGAGGCUAGGGAGCCAGUGCUGGCCCAGCUGCGGGGCCUGGUUGGCACACUUCAAAGCACCACUGAGCAGAUGGCAGGCACCGUGUCUACCACUGUUCGGGCUGACCUGCAGCAUGAACUGCAUGUGGCUGUGGGCAGCCUGCAGGAGUCAAUUUUACCACAACUACAGCGCAUCGUCAAGGGUGAGGUGAGCGUGGCGCUCAAGGAGCAGCAGGCCGCUGUCACCUCCAGCAUCAUGCAGGCCAUGCGCUCAGCUGCUGGUACACCUGUCCCCUCUGCCCACCUCGACUGCCAUGCCCAGCAAGCCCAUAUCCUGCAGCUGCUGCAGCAGGGCCACCUCAAUCAGGCCUUCCAGCAGGCGCUGACAGCUGCUGACCUGAACCUGGUGCUGUAUGUGUGUGAAACUGUGGACCCAGCCCAGGUAUUUGGGCAGCCGCCCUGCCCACUCUCCCAGCCUGUACUCCUUUCGCUCAUUCAGCAGCUGGCAUCAGACCUUGGCACUCGAACUGACCUUAAGCUCAGCUACCUGGAAGAAGCUGUAAUGCACCUGGACCACAGUGACCCCAUCACUCGAGACCACAUGGGCUCCGUUAUGACCCAGGUGCGCCAGAAGCUAUUCCAGUUCCUGCAGGCUGAGCCACACAAUUCACUUGGCAAAGCGGCUCGGCGUCUCAGCCUCAUGCUGCAUGGCCUGGUGACCCCCAGCCUUCCUUAGCAGCAAAGCCUGCCUUGUCCAGGAGCGGUUGGCACUGAAGACUGAUGCACAGGCCUCUGCCAGGGCAGGUCAUGGCUGCCCUUUACCUGUUCAGGCCCCUAACUUUGCAGUGUUCAAGAGCAGAGGGGUGAGGGAUGACUGGCUAUGGACUACAGACUGUGGUAGCCAGCAGGUUUAGGCUGGGCCCAGGGCAGGUAUUGUGCCUUCUUGGGUUCUGCCAUGCCUAGAGCAUGAUGCUGAAAUUGUGAUACCAUUUGAGUUGAAUUUUCCAUGUUCUUUUUACCUCUGAUUUGGAUCUUUUUGUUUUUGAAAAACAUUGAGAAAUUCAAUUAAAUGCUUUUGGAAUAAAAUGGAA
Ochotona princeps (American pika) is the source of this 4861-nucleotide messenger RNA. It is a transcript of the gene EDC4, whose product is annotated as enhancer of mRNA decapping 4. The record is from RefSeq and is a predicted model, not a curated record. Gene Ontology annotation, cellular component: P-body. Gene Ontology annotation, molecular function: protein binding. NCBI's taxonomy places the organism in Eukaryota, Metazoa, Chordata, Mammalia, Lagomorpha, Ochotonidae. Gene Ontology annotation, biological process: deadenylation-independent decapping of nuclear-transcribed mRNA. Bases 202 to 4506 code for a protein of 1434 amino acids. The transcript has 29 exons.